AUGGCGUCGCAAACAGUUUCCGAUUUUGCAUCGACCAUAUACUCUGUUGAAAAGGCUGAUGACAUUGCUGAAAAAUAUAGCUUUCCCAUAGAUCUAGAAUAUCGAGCUCCCAUAGGCAAAACGCAUAAUAGAACUCUUCAAGGUGCCCCCUCGUGGAAGCCGAAUUAUUUGUUUGUUUCGGCUCCCGACGAUGUUCGUAUGGCUUGGGACUAUCGGGAAGCUCAUGAAAUGGGCGGUGUGGUAGAUGCCUGGUCCAAACACGAUAAGGCCAGAAUUGAGAGGUAUAGGGUGGACAUUGAUUCCUUGGAAUCCGUCGAGGACAUCCUGGGCUACACGGAAGUGCAACGCUACGUUCCUCCGGUUCGCGUCGAGAAGAGAAAAGAUGAUGAGGGAUCGUCCAACAAGGUCACCAAGAAGAGGAAGCUGAGAAGGCUUGUGAAGGCGUCUGAUGCAGGUGCCAAGGCUAAGAAGAAGAAGACUCCUACCCUCGAGGGGUUAGAGAAGCAGGUCGAGGAGCAAGUCUCGAUCGAGGUGGCAAGGGGAGAAGAUCCAUCGAAGGUUACCUCUCCCAUUAUUGAAGAAGUGGGGGCUCCGAUGCCUGAGGGUCCGGUACCCGAGACAGGUCCAGCGACAGAGCGGCAUCCGGAGUGGUUCAGACCGCUUGAAGCCUCUCUCGAAAAGAAAAACGUCGAGGACACCGACGGUUUGUCGUCAUACACUGGUGCCGCUGCCAUAUAUCAUUUUGGGGACAACAGGAUCGAGUGCCCCAUUACCGAGGAUGUAGAGGCAACUUUGACAGAGGAGGAAUCGCUAAAAAUGGUAAUAUUUUCUUCUCGAGUUACGUCUUCUCGGAGACAGCACGAUGCCUCUGUUAACGUUUUGUAUUUGUUGCAGCUAACUACGGCCAUGGCUAGCAUUCUCAUGUGCAAGAAGACGUUGAAACGGGACAUUGUUAGCCUCCAGGCUGAGAGAGGGUUCCUUGAACAGGAGAGGCAGUCGAGUGAACCCUCGAGGAAGGGGGAGGAGGCUCUGAGACUGGCUAGGGAAUAG
Molecule: messenger RNA, 1050 nt
Organism: Oldenlandia corymbosa var. corymbosa
Lineage: Eukaryota; Viridiplantae; Streptophyta; Magnoliopsida; Gentianales; Rubiaceae
Source: the annotation of a GenBank genome assembly